AACCCACUCAGAUUUAAAACUGAAACAGAAAGAUUCUGAAGUCAGUUCGAUUGGAAUCGACAGCCAUCCCCACUCGAAGAGUUUUCGGUUAUUUAUCGUCCAAUGGUGCCACCUCCUGGACCUUACUCCGGCACCAGCACGCUCGCCCUGGUGGCUCGUGUGUCGGCCUUCAGUUUUGGUGCGGUUUAUGGUAAUAUGAAGCUCAAGAUUCUUAAGAUGAAGGCAAAGUCACACAAGAAAGCGGAAGCCAAGGCACAUCACUGAGGAGCUGUUCAUAGAAUGGAAUAAGGAGAGGUGGGGCUCCUGUUUCAAAUUUGAUGCAUUUGAACACGACGGUUCUUGAACAUGGUGUUGGUAGUUAAUUUUGGUUUGCUAUCUUUGCUAUUAGAAUUCUCAUUAUUGCUUUUCCUUUUGAAAGAGCGCAAGGAUGAUCUUGAUAUAAGUGCUGCUAGUUUAUCAUCUGAACUAUUGGAAUUCACAUUAUCUUCAUAGAGAGAAGAAGAAUUGUUGUUAUGAUUUAGUUGAUUCCCUUCUGCUUAGUGUUUUUUUCGUGAUUUAAUGGAAUAAUUUGAUGGUUGAUGGCUUGAUGCAGAAGGUCUUCCACCACUCAAUGUUGUAUAUUGAUAUUAAUUCUUUCUUUU
Pistacia vera is the source of this 641-nucleotide messenger RNA. RefSeq lists its product as uncharacterized. NCBI's taxonomy places the organism in Eukaryota, Viridiplantae, Streptophyta, Magnoliopsida, Sapindales, Anacardiaceae. The record is from RefSeq and is a predicted model, not a curated record. The transcript has 3 exons. The coding region runs from base 103 to 264 and encodes 53 amino acids.